GUUCAUUGGAUUUCUGCAUUAAAUUACAUCAGCACAGUCAAGAGAAGAAUAUAGCAUGUGGGUGUUCAACAAAAUCACAUGAUUAGAGAGGAAAGAAUAAUACCAGAUAUAAUAACAAACAAUGAACAUGAAGGUCUUAAAUUAAGGAAGCUGUUGUCAUCAAACGAAUGUCAAUUCUCAAUACUUUGCACCCUGUAUGACAGCUGAUCCAAAAAGCUUGAGCUGUCUGAUUCCUAUUGGUUGUGAAGGAAAAGCAUGUCAUAUAAUGCAACCAUAAAUUGUAAGUAAAAAAUGAAAUCCCCAUAAAGAAAUACACCUGAUUGAAGCCACAACAUAUUCCUAAUGAAAAAAAGUAGGUUACUUUUAUUGUUUAUAAUAAUAAACCUUAACUGAUACCUGCCAAUGUGAGGUGUGCCUUAGUCCUCAGGAAAUGUACUUAGUGGAGUGCAUGGAUUUUAAUCAUUUCUAUCUGUCAGUGUUCUAUCUCAGAUUUACUGUCUGAAGGAUCUAUAUGAAGGGUACAUUUCCAAAGAAGGAAAUCUUCACUCAAAAGAAAUUUUCAACUUGUUUGCAGGAAAUGGAAACAGGAUCAAAGUUUUUGGACAAUGCAAUGAUAGGGGUUUCUCAUUCUCUUACUGCCUCUAACCAUCUUCAUGUGUUAAGAAGUGGGGAAAACUCAUCCAUAACAUCAUCUCAACAACUUCUUUCAUGUUCAAAUUCUACUUCAAUGAAAGAAGAGGCACCUUUAGCCACAUGGAUUAGUCAUAUCCCUGAAAAGUUCAAUGGCCCUCAAGACAUAAAAAAUGUGAGAGAGAGAAACCGAUCCAAUUCUAUCUUCCCAGCCUCGGGCACAAAAAACAGCUCCAUUCCUCUAAAUCUUUUGGAAACUCUCCCACCAUUGACUAUGGCACCAUGUUUUGAUGAGCCUGUUGCUUCUUUAGCCUCUUCUUCUGCCCCACCCAAUUUUCCAAACUUGACUUUGGUUUUGCAGGAACCCUCCAUGGUGUACUCAUCAUCAUCAAAUAUGAAAAGUGGUGAAGUCAUGUCUGUAACUUCUAACCCCACCUAUCAAGUUCCUCACUUUGGGCAAAACCAGCAUCAAGGAUGUAGUGAUGCACACAAAACGAACAAGAAUCUGAAGUCUUUCAACGAGAAUUGGUUGAGUAGCACUAGGACUCAGCCUAUGAAGUAUGGUGGAAGAGGCAAGCUGUUUAAAGGGGUGAGGCAGAGACACUGGGGGAAAUGGGUUGCGGAGAUUAGAUUACCAAGAAACAGGACAAGGGUUUGGCUAGGGACUUUUGACACAGCUGAAGAUGCUGCCAUUGCAUAUGACACAGCAGCAUACAUACUGAGAGGAGAAUAUGCACAGUUGAACUUCCCAGAUCUCAAGCAUGUAAUCCAGGCCAAUUCUCUGAAUGGAACCACUGCAGCACUUGUGGAGGCAAAACUACAAGCAAUAUCUCAAGGUGUUUCUUCUCACAGGAAGCCUACUGACUCACCAGCAGGCUUAAGCAACAAGCACACUGAUGAGAAUGGCAAAUUGAAAAGUACAAAUGACAAGAAUUCAACCAUGAAGGAGUGGCAGUUUGAUAAUACUGAGAAAAGCAAAAGUAUACACCAUGAUAUAUCAGAUGUGGAAACUUUUCAGUUAAGUAGAAUGCCCUCCUUAGACAUGGACAGUAUUUGGGAUGAACUUUUGGUCUCUAAUUCAUGAUCACUUUUUUUUUUUCUACUUUCAAAGCAUACAUAUAUAGUAGCCCUUGUUUUAUCUCAAUUAUGUUUCUCAUUUGUACCACAACUUCAACGUUAAACUCUUUACUUCAUUCUACAUGAUGCAGUUUAAAUACCACACUAAAUCAUCAGGUUAUAUUUUCCUGUAAUGAUCUAUAGAGAUGUAUUGAAACUAGUAUACUCCUUAAUACCCUUUGUUCA
This is a messenger RNA of Vigna angularis (adzuki bean), 1932 nucleotides long. RefSeq names its product ethylene-responsive transcription factor ERF062. Lineage: Eukaryota; Viridiplantae; Streptophyta; Magnoliopsida; Fabales; Fabaceae. The record is from RefSeq and is a predicted model, not a curated record. Gene Ontology annotation, biological process: regulation of DNA-templated transcription. Gene Ontology annotation, molecular function: DNA-binding transcription factor activity; DNA binding. Bases 512 to 1714 code for a protein of 400 amino acids. The transcript has a single exon.